This is a messenger RNA of Lodderomyces oxycetoniae, 2562 nucleotides long. Its product is annotated as ubiquitin-ubiquitin ligase. Bases 1 to 2562 code for a protein of 853 amino acids. Gene Ontology annotation, biological process: protein monoubiquitination; protein polyubiquitination. NCBI's taxonomy places the organism in Eukaryota, Fungi, Ascomycota, Pichiomycetes, Serinales, Debaryomycetaceae. The transcript has a single exon. Gene Ontology annotation, molecular function: ubiquitin-ubiquitin ligase activity. The record is from RefSeq and is a predicted model, not a curated record. Gene Ontology annotation, cellular component: ubiquitin ligase complex.
AUGUUAAAUCGCUCAAUUGACUCAGGUGCCGAUUCGUUGCAGCCACCUUCAUACGAAAAUUCGGUUGUUGGCGGUGAAUCUGGUAGUGGUUCAUCAAGACUUGCAUCUAAUAGUAGUCGAAAGCAAAAGAAGAAAAAUGUACCAUACAGGCCCUCGAGAGAGUUACAACAACAGAUUGAUUUGUUGUCAAAUACAAAAGGCAACAAGCCUGUGACUAAGCUUUCAUCGGUAUCGAGUAAUGCUCAUACCGAGUACUUUGAUAUCUUACCUUCUUUUGAAAUGUUUCAGAGCAUCUUGAAACGAGAUGACCAACAAUUCCAAGAAGACUUGUCUACGAGUCCACCGGAAUAUGGAGAUACAACACAUAGCAGACCUAGUAUACCUGCUUCGCCGAGGAUUUUUCCACAGCAAUCAAUAGAUCGAAAUUUAGCCGAAGUAUCUCGAAGACUCGAACACGAUAUAGAGCUACAGCGAGACCGUCUUCAAAGUUUAAAUGCUUUCUUUAAUAAUGAUGUAGGAUUGUCGCCAACAAUAAGCACAUCCGAGGGUGCCGGUGCCACAGCAGCACACAACGACAAUGUAGCGGUGACAUACGACACUUCUGGAGACUCGCCAUUGGACAAUAUUGACCGCUUACAAAAAGCUACUAAUCCGCACAUUGAUAUACAAAUAUACGUUACCAAGGGAAUACCGCAACCAAAUGCUGAAAACGAUUUGGAAACCAAAUUAAAAGAAUAUACAAGUGGGGACCAUGUGAAUGGGUAUGUAAUUGUUAAAAAUACUGCUAAUGUCCCAGUUAAAUUUGGAUUAUUCACCGUCUCAUUAGAAGGUACCGUUAAACUGCUUGAGCGCAAGCCAAACUCAUCGAACCGCAAAUAUAGCAAGAUUUUGAUGAAGAAGUUUUUGAAAAUGUAUGAUUUGAGUGCCAGUUAUAGUUACGGUUAUUUACCCAGCAGUGCUGGUAUUGAAUAUGAACCUUUUUCAAAGGACAGAAAUGAUGGCUGUGAAAUUGGAUUGCCCGAUAGUAGGGUUUUGCAGCCUCAGCAACGAUAUAAGAAGUUUUUCACUUUUAAGUUUCCACACAGAUUACUCGACAAUGUGUGUCAAGACUCUAUAUUGCCACAUUUGCUUCCUCCGCCAUCAAUGGGGGUGGACAAGACUUCUUUUGGUAAUAGGAGUGAAGGAAUAGUGUUGAACAAGGCACUAGGAUACGGAUCAUUGAAUUUGAGAGGUACACCGGUUGUUACCAGGGACUAUGGAUUUGAUGAUUUGAGUAUUUCAUAUGCGAUUGAAGCGAAAAUCAUAGAUAAAGUCAACUCCAAAGAUGCAGUUUCGCACGAAGAACUUAAUCAUGCUAAGCAUCAAGAUUACGUUCUUUCCAAGCAUGCACAAUAUUUCCUCCGGUUUAUACCGCAGAUAACCGAGCAGCUUGAGUAUUGCGAGCUUCACAAUGUGGGAAAUUACCUGGAAAAUAAUAUAGGUGAGAAGUUUCUUGAUCAGUUUCGACUAAAUAGCACUUGGAGAGUUAUAAAUGAAGAGAAUCAAAAGAUUGACAGAUUUAUUGAUCAGCAUUUUUCAGGUGAAGUGAGUUUAGAGGAUUUGAAGUUGAAAAAUCUGGUGCACAGUAUGCAAUCACCGACGCUGCCACCAGUACCAUCAUCAUCAUCAUCAUCAUCAUCGCUAUUACCAUUACCAUCACCAUCACCAUCACCAUCACCAUUACUAUUUCCAACUGUAUCAAAACACAGGGGAAAGGAAGAAGAAGCGAAGCAUGAAGUAUAUGUCAGCACAAUACUGCCGAUUGAGAUCUUUGGCAAAAAGAAACAAAUGAUAUUGUCUUCCCAAGUCAAGAUUGGAGAACUGACUAUGAGUGUAAAAGUCCCCAAUGGUGUUGUACAAUAUUCAGUCCCAAAGCUAUUGAUGAAGUAUAAUAUGGAUAGCAUUGGAAGUACGCAUGACAGAGAUUAUGGAAACAUGCUUAAGCAUGUUGAUAUUAUUUUGAAUUUUGAGGGAGAUUCGAAGCCACAAAUAUCUUCCAUUGAUGUAAACAUUGUCAUAUGGUCGUAUUCUACCGAGUACCCUUUACCAUUUGAAAUGGGGUACGACUUCUUUUAUAAAAACCACAAUGGCGGGAAACCUUCUAGUGACCCUACUGAAACAACAAAAGACAAUCUUCAAUAUUUAAAAGACCAAGUGUCUCGUUAUAUUGAUUUCAUUAGAAACAAUUCGAUUGACGUGACCAAAGAGUCGUUUCUGUACUUGAAAUCUGCACAGAAAUUAGGUGUCAAGAAAGAUAUCAUAUACAACUACUUCAAACCAACAAGUGUCAGCGAUAAUUGGGAUGUAUACCAACAAAAAGUGUUUCGAUGGAGCCAGAAAAUUAGAGUUCCACUAAUAGUGGACAAUAAGAGGAAUAUAAACCUUCUACCUUCUUUUCAAAGCUGUCUAGUUGGGCGGCUUUAUUGUUUGCAGAUUGCCGUUAAAUUCAAAGGCACACAUAACGAGCAAGUCGAGCUUGCACAUAACGUGGUGAAAGUCGAUGUACCUGUAUUGGUUGGAUGA